This is a messenger RNA of Brenthis ino (lesser marbled fritillary), 2253 nucleotides long. NCBI's taxonomy places the organism in Eukaryota, Metazoa, Arthropoda, Insecta, Lepidoptera, Nymphalidae. The record is from the annotation of a GenBank genome assembly.
AUGUUGAAUGAGGGGGAGCCCGUAAAGGUUGAAGGGGGACACGUCUCUGUCACAACCAUCAGCAUGUCUGGUCCAGAAACGAGCAAGGGUCAGUUCUCGUACAGUUCGAGCGGUGUACGCAUCAGUGUGUCUUCGGUGCCACAGGACGAAGACUCUACUGAUGCCGAAAUCUCUAAAAUAGAUUUCACGCAGCAUCAAUAUGAGGUCAACAUGAGGAAUAAGAAGAAGCGCUCGUCUGGCGGCCAAUGCGAGCAAAACAGUGAGCAAGAACGGCCCAUGUCAUGGGAAGGCGAACUUUCUGACUCUGAAAUGGUUAUCGACACUAGUGUUAACAAUGAUGAAAACAGUAGUUCUCUUGAUCUGCAAUCGUCUCGGGACUCUAUAGACACGCUUCGCAACGUAACAAUAAAGACUGAGCCUCUCAAAUCUGAAGCUUUCCAAAGUUUGGACGAUCAACGGGUGCUGGAGCUAAAGUACGCAGCUCUACAGUCCCAUCAGAGAAGUCUCAGUAUGAAUAGGAUACCAGUUCUAACCGACAAUACUCUAUCUCUGGCGCGAAGGCCGUCCUCGCCCACAAGUAGUGCCAAAUCUCUCCACUCUGAGUACGACACACCUAUUAUGCAAAACCCUACAAUCGAAGUACAAAACUUGACUAUUAAGAAGGAAACUCAAUUAUCUGAACUCAAAUGUGAACCAUCAGCAGGAAUGGACAAGUUGCUAGGAUUACACGGGUCACCGCUACUAGGGCGUCUACCGAGAGUGCAGUCCAGUGCCAGUACAGAUUCAGCUGUACACUCUAUGUACACGCAUAGUGUAUACAGCAGUCCGUCAGCCAGCCCGCGCCCGUCGCGCCACUACACGCCGUCGCUAUCACGGAACAAUAGCGACGCUUCGCAUUCCUCUUGCUAUUCCUAUAGCUCGGAGUUCUCCCCUACACAUUCACCUGUGCAGAGUCGACACCCACACGUGGUGUACCGCGAGGCGGCCGUGUACCCCGCGUCGCCGGCGCACGACGACGACCCGGACGCGGCGGACGAGCGCCUUCACCACCACCAGGGGAUCAGUAGGCAGCAACUCAUUAAUAGCCCAUGCCCUAUAUGCGGUGACAAAAUAAGCGGUUUCCACUACGGAAUAUUCUCAUGCGAGUCGUGUAAAGGGUUUUUCAAGAGAACAGUGCAGAAUCGCAAGAACUACAUGUGUCUCCGAGGUGGGAACUGCCCGGUCACGGUGGCUACGAGGAAGAAGUGUCCCGCGUGUCGGUUUGACAAGUGUUUGGGGUGUGGAAUGAAACUUGAAGCAAUAAGAGAAGACAGGACUAGAGGGGGCCGGUCCACAUACCAAUGUUCGUACACUUUAUCGGGCGCGUCGUCCACGGGCUCGCUGCUGUCUGCGCACGCGUCGCCCACGCUACGACACGCCUCAAGCCUCACUUGUGUAAACGGCCCAGGAUCAUAUAACAGUCGAGGAGAAUCAAGUAACAGCCGGCUCACCCCUGAUAUACCGCCAUUAUUACAAGAAAUAAUGGACGUGGAACAUCUAUGGCAAUACAACGAGUCGGAACUGAGUCGCAUGAGCAAGUCCACUGGCAGUCCGUCAGCGAACCCGCUGUUGGCGGCCAGCGGCAUCACCGCGCAGAACUCCAGCGCGGACUUUCUCGCUGACCUGUGCAAUAUCGCAGACCACAGACUGUAUAAGAUUGUGAAGUGGUGCAAGAGUUUGCCAUUGUUUAAGAAUAUUUCUAUCGACGACCAGAUCUGCCUGCUAAUCAACAGCUGGUGCGAGCUGCUGGUGCUGUCGUGCUGCUACCGCGGCGUCAGCACGCCGGGCGAGGUGCGCGUGGGCGGCGGCCGCGGCAUCACGCUGCAUCAGAGCGCUAAGUACGGCCUCACUCCAUGUAUAGAACGAAUGCUCAGUUUCACGGACCACCUGAGAAGGCUUCGAGUGGAUCGCUACGAGUACGUCGCGCUGAAGGUCAUCGUGCUUCUUACUUCUGAUGCGCCAGAGCUUCGUGAAGCGGAAAAAGUAAGAGCAUCACAAGAGAAAGCGUUGGCAGCUCUUCAGGCGUACACAGCGACGCACUCGCCGGAAACCCCCGCAAAGUUCGGAGAGUUGCUGCUUCGUAUACCGGAACUGCAAAGAACUUGCCAGUUCUUCAUGCAAGUUGGUAAAGAAAUGCUGAACCCAGCAAACAAAAGUAAAGAUGGCGAUGGUCCUAGCUUCAAUCUCCUAAUGGAACUUCUAAGAGGCGACCAC